Molecule: messenger RNA, 820 nt
Organism: Daldinia caldariorum
Lineage: Eukaryota; Fungi; Ascomycota; Sordariomycetes; Xylariales; Hypoxylaceae
Product: DSS1/SEM1 family-domain-containing protein
Exons: 3
Coding region: 462-770 (102 amino acids)
Biological process (GO): mRNA export from nucleus; double-strand break repair via homologous recombination; proteasome assembly
Cellular component (GO): proteasome complex; proteasome regulatory particle, lid subcomplex
Source: RefSeq, a predicted model, not a curated record
CUCCCGCUCAGCCCAACUGCCCGGAAAGUGGGAUGAUUGGAUGAUUAGCUAGCUAGGUACCUAUCCGGAGAUAAAGUUCUAGCUUCCAUACCUGGCAGCGGCCCUUAACCUUAUCCGCCUGCCGAGUCUGUUAUCGCACCCAACAGAUAAAGUAACAGAUGCAAUUGAUUGCAUCACAGAUCUGAUGCAACUAACACAUCUCAUUACCUAAGAACCUUUUAGGCAAGCUUGAUUACGAUAAACAUUCAUUUCAACCAUCACCUCAACAAUCCGAAGCCUCGCCUCUCUCUUUCUCUCUGUAUUUGUUCCACAUUCAGCCUCACCACCCAAUAAAAGACGGACGACGAGAGAAUACAAUAAUACAUUUACUACCACCUACUCCCUUCGGUAUUUCAUUCGAUUAAAUCAAAUCGAACUACGUCGAACGCAAUCCGCACAUCUCCACACACAGCGUGAAAGCCAUGGCCGCACCCACGAACAAGGCCGGCGACAAGCCCGCCGCCGAAUCUUCAAAGGAGCAGUCGCAGCAGCCCCAGCCGCAGCAGAAGCCGGCCACCGCACUAGAAGAGGAUGACGAGUUUGAGGACUUCCCCGUAGAGGACUGGCCGGCAGAGGAGACCGAAGCAGCAGCGACGGCGGUGGCGGGAGGCACCGGCACCACGACGCAGCACCUAUGGGAGGAGAGCUGGGACGACGACGACACGUCCGAUGAUUUCUCCGCUCAGCUGAGAGAGGAACUCAAGAAAGUCGAAGCUUCGAAGCGAAGAUGAGAGACAGAGAAAGAGGGAGAAAGAAAGAGAGAGAGAGAGAGAGAGAGAGA